AUAGGGAUGCAAUAUAUCAUAAAACCAACCCUCCCCGAAAAUCGUGAACAGGCAAAAGAGUUAUUCGGUAGCUCUCCUCUCCGAAUCUAAAAGUUUUCCGAAGAACUUAAAACAAAUAUGACUGAUACGCUCGAGCUCGACUGACGAAUUCGGCGUAGUGUUCACUUUUCUUCUUCUUUCUUGGAAACCCACACUCGUCUGAGUCGUCUCUGUUACUGACACCCAUUAAAGCCCUAGCCUUUGGUUUCUUUUCUCCAAAUCUUGCAAGAUCUCUUGAGAUAAUUCACAUGGAGGAACCGAGAGAGGAAAGUGAGGCUGUUCGUGAUUGCAGUGAGCCCAUGGAGGAAGCUGGUAAGGGAUCAGGUUUAUCUUCUAAAACUGAAACCCUAGUUGAUGAGGAUGCCAAUACGGACUUAGGCGUUUCUGAUAAGAACCCGAAUGAUGGAGGUUUAGCUACUGUUGAUGUUGAUGAUGAUGAUGAUGUUAAAAGGACUGAUGCUGUCACUGAGAUUGAGUGUGAAGGAGAUACUGGAACUGUUGAGGUGAAGUUGAAUGAUGAAACGGCUAAGUCUGAAGUUAAGAGUAAAAGUGGUGCUACUCAUGAAACUGCAGGAGAAGAGGAGACUGAAAAUUCUGUUGCGAAUGAAGCUACUGAUGAGAAGGCAACAUGUGAAGUUGAAGAUAACGGUGGUGUUUGUGAUGCAGAACAAGAUGUUGAAACUGAAAAUUUCCAGCUAAAUCCAGUCCAUGGUGAGACGCUUUCUGUUGCAGAAGAUAAAGCUGACCAAGAGAAGGAGACAACAAAGAAAAUCGAGAAGGAUAUUAACGAAAUGGAAGUUGAUAGCAAACAGGAAGAUGAAGAGAAUGAGACCGAAGAUGCUAAGCAUUCAGAAUCUGCACAGGUUCCAGAGGAGUCUACCAAAUUGAGCAAAGAGGAAACAGACGAAGAAAAUCAGAAAGAGGAAAACGGAGUUGCCAUGGAAAUUGAUGGUGUGGCAGGGGAACAUGUGGAAAAGGUUGUUAAAGUAGGCAGUGGUUCGGAUAAUGCUUGCAAUGAAUCUGCUGGUGCAAGUAUGGUUCAAACACAAGAUGUUCCAAUAGCUGAAGCUGACAACAAUGAAUCCAAUGUAGUAAAGAAAAUGGAAAUUGAUGAACGCAAAGAUAAUGCUGAUAUGACAAGUGAUCUUACGGGAACAAUUGAAUCUGCUGAUUCAGCAAUCCCAAAUAGUCCCACUGAAGAUGCUGCUCCAGGUGAAGUUGAACCGUUGGAUCAUAAUGCUCUUUUUGAUCCAACUUCUGAUAUUACCAACUUUAUUGAUUUCAGUGGUGUAUCAUCUUGGUCAGGAAAUAUACAAGACCUUAAAACCGAAACCGGGAAUGUAUCUUUGAAAGAGGAUAAGAAAGUUACUGACAUGGCAGAGGACGUUGUCACAGCAGAUAUAGAAACUGAAUCGAAUGAAGCCCGUGUUGGUGUUGGGGCAGAAUCUCCAGCUGCUGCAACUGAUUGUUCAAAAGAGACUUCUGAUGCAACUUUGGGAUCUGAAGAAAACCAACAAGAUAAGGAUCAUCAAUGCCUCGACAAGAAAACAGCAGAUGUACAAGAUACAAUGAUAGAGGAAGAUGACAUUACUCAUGAAGCUCCAAGUUUCGACCCAAACCAAAAGGAAAAUGCAGAAAUGGAAGAAAAUCACAACAAUUUUGUUUAUGCUGAUGAUGAAGCUGGUUCUGAUGUUAAGACCAAUGGUGUGAAACGAAAGGCUGAUGUCCUGAGUGAGGAUUCACCAGGAGAAGGUAGGAAGACUGUUUCAUUCGCCAAGGUGUCUUUUGCCGAAAGGCCGUCCUUUAAAAUUGGUGCAUGCAUAGCCAGGGCUGCAAGUCAGAUGGCAGGAUCUCCUUCAGUUUUGAAGGGUAGUAACUUUGGUGAUGAAACUCUUUCUGUUGAGAGUUUUGUAUCCCAGCUUCAUUGCGCAGCCACAGACCCUGUUAAAGAGAACGUUGUAUCUGACAUUGCUACUGGCUUUUUCUUGGAUUUCCGAAACUCAUCAGCAUCGCAGCAAGUUACCACGGAAAAGGUAAGCAAGAAAAGAGGUAGACCAUCCAAUUCUAAUGUAGCAGGAACUGAAGCAUUUGAGUUUGAGGAAAUGGGCGACACAUACUGGACUGACAGAGUGAUCCAUAAUGGUGGUGAAGGGCAAACACCGGCUACUGAAAAGGGAAAUUAUCAAGUCGUGCCGGUUGAGUUGAAACCUGCUCAGGUUCAAAGGACUCGGCGACCAUACAGAAGACGACAGUCUCAGAUCAGUAUUCCUCAUUCAGCCACUAAGAAACCGGCAGACAUUGAUGAGAAUGCACCAGCUGAGAUUAUAAUGAACUUUUUUGAAACUGAUACAAUACCUCCUGAGAAGAGUCUGAGUAAAAUGUUCAGACAUUUUGGCCCUAUACAGGAGUUGCGGACUGAAGUUGACAGGGAGAAAAACCGGGCUAGGGUAGUUUUUAGGAAGGGUGCUGAUGCGGAGGUUGCUUACAAUAGCGCAGGAAGGUUCAACAUAUUUGGGACGAAGGUUGUGAAGUACGAGCUCAGCCGUAAUGUUACUGAAACAUUCAAAGUUCAGCCUUAUGUUGUGUCUUUAGCUGAGGAGGAUGCAGCGGUAUGUCCUUCCUCUUAGAUGGAGUUUUGGUUCAGGUGAAAAGAAACGGCAGGCAUCAAGAGAAGUAAACAAAGAAGUGGCUCAAUGGAUUGGAGGAGGCUCUUGCUUGUGUGUUUUAUUACCUUUUAGGCAGAGAGAUCAUUUAGGAUUGUGUAAUAUGAAAAGACAUGUAUUUUUCUAGAGACAAGAGUUGUUGGUUAUGUAUAAUUUGUCUGUCGAGGCUACUAGAGACAGGUUAAUCUUCUUCUUCUUUCUUUUUUUGGUCGCAAAACAUUUGAUUUGUUGUUAUUAAACCAAGUUAUAUUAGGAGCCUGUUUGUUGGUUGAAGUGAUUUUGAUCAUUAUUAUAUUUGGUGCUUGCUGG
Messenger RNA from Arabidopsis thaliana (thale cress), 3011 nucleotides. Its product is annotated as dentin sialophosphoprotein-like protein. NCBI's taxonomy places the organism in Eukaryota, Viridiplantae, Streptophyta, Magnoliopsida, Brassicales, Brassicaceae. The transcript is spliced from 3 exons. Gene Ontology annotation, molecular function: nucleic acid binding. The record is from RefSeq and is marked reviewed. Bases 288 to 2666 code for a protein of 792 amino acids.